AUGGGCUUCUUUGGGAAAGGCAGCUUGAGUAGGAGUGAGCCAAGUUGGUUAGAUCGAGAGAAAAAUAGAAGGGGAUUGACGGGUGAUGCGACAAGUGAGGAGGUGACAGGGAAAAGAAGAGUAGAGCGGCGGGAACGCAAACUUGAGAGAGCUAGAAAGGAAAAAGAGGCUAUUGCAGAGCAGCUGAAAGCAGAAGCGCAAUUACGGAAUUGUCGUGGUGAUGUUCGACCUAUUGAAUUUGAUCAGGCUUUGUCCACCUUAGAAAGCCCCGUCAAUGAUGCUGCUGUUGCUCACCCGAAUGAACAGCCUCAGGAGAAUCGAGACCAAGAGUCUAUAGUUCGAGCAACAAACUCAUCCAUCCCCAGGCAAUAUAUGGCCAAUGGGAAUUCUGGGAAUGAACGUUCAAAUGCUGGUAAGACCGUACAUUUCUCGCCAGUAGUCGACCAAAUGAAAUAUGAUAGUGCACAACCUACGUUACCACAACUACCUGAGCAUCCAAUCCCUCAUACAGACAAACAAGAGCACACCCAAAUACUCAAUCAAGAGCAUCUCCAACUGUCGAACGAAGAAGCCUUCUUCCUCGUCUACUGUCUAGGUGUACUACAAGUAUAUGAUAAUGACCGCAUAUCGAUCCUUCCCGCAACCUCACUCUUAUCUCUCUUCCGCCGACAUUCCUAUUUUCCCCCACGAGAGCCAUCUGUUCCCGCAAAACCAGAUGAUCCGUUUCUGCUAUCUUAUGUCGUAUACCAUCAUUUUCGUUCGCUUGGGUGGGCAGUCCGCUCCGGUGUAAAAUUCGGCGUUGAUUACCUUCUCUACAACCGCGGGCCGGUAUUCUCACAUGCCGAGUUUGCAGUUUGUCUGCUUCCUGCUUACUCCGAUCCUUACUGGACAGCGACUGCAGAAAAGAGACAGAAGACUGCGAAGAAAGAGGACCGAACCUGGUGGUGGCUUCACUGUGUGAACAGAGUCCAAGCCCAGGUCAAGAAGAGUUUGGUCCUAUGUUAUGUAGAAGUCCCGCCUCCCCCUCCCAAGCUACAACCUACCGGUGCCAAUGGGGAAAAUGAUGAAUUGGAUAUUGGUGCUCUGUUGAAAACGUACAAGGUCCGUGAAAUGACAAUUAAAAGAUGGGUGCCGAAUCGAAGUCGGGAUUGA
Histoplasma mississippiense is the source of this 1152-nucleotide messenger RNA. RefSeq lists its product with no specific name. Bases 1 to 1152 code for a protein of 383 amino acids. The transcript has a single exon. Gene Ontology annotation, molecular function: tRNA-intron lyase activity; nucleic acid binding. The record is from RefSeq and is a predicted model, not a curated record. Gene Ontology annotation, cellular component: tRNA-intron endonuclease complex. Gene Ontology annotation, biological process: tRNA splicing, via endonucleolytic cleavage and ligation; tRNA-type intron splice site recognition and cleavage. Lineage: Eukaryota; Fungi; Ascomycota; Eurotiomycetes; Onygenales; Ajellomycetaceae.